AUGGUACUUUGGCAAAAGAAUGCACACAGCUACCCCUAUGAUUUCAAUGCGGUAUCGUUAGCCUUUUUCAAUCGAUAUCCAAAUCCGUAUGCCAACCAUGUAAGAUCUAUUGAUACAUUAAGUCGAGAAAUCGAUCAUGAAGGUAAUUUGAGAAGUGUUCGACUCAUUAAAAAGACAGGAAAGAUGCCAAGAUGGGUUAAACCUGUGUUGGGAGGUAUUAGUGAUUCAUGGAUCAUUGAGUAUUCUGUAGUUGAUUCAGCUAGACAGACGUUAAAGACGUAUACCAAGAAUCUUGAUCAUACCAAGAUAUUGCAAAUUGAAGAGUAUACCGAUUACGAGUAUGAUUUUAACAAUAGUAGUACGAAGGUCAAUAGUCGAGUCAAGUUUACAAGUGCAUUUCAUCUUGGUAUCAAGGACAGGAUUGAGAAUUGGUCGAGGAGUAAAUUUGAAGAAAAUAUCAAUAAGAGUCGAUUAGGAAUGUCAUUUGUGAUGCAAAGGACCCAGACGAGAGACAGGUUGAAUUGA
Molecule: messenger RNA, 525 nt
Organism: Vanderwaltozyma polyspora DSM 70294
Lineage: Eukaryota; Fungi; Ascomycota; Saccharomycetes; Saccharomycetales; Saccharomycetaceae
Gene: UPS1
Product: Ups1p
Exons: 1
Coding region: 1-525 (174 amino acids)
Biological process (GO): phospholipid transport
Cellular component (GO): mitochondrial intermembrane space
Molecular function (GO): phosphatidic acid transfer activity
Source: RefSeq, a predicted model, not a curated record